AUGGACGCCAUCAGGACCCCUCUGACACAGUCGUCCCUGGUGGGUGUGGCCGAGGAUGGGGAGGUGGGAGGAGCUCAGAGGGUGGAGAUGAGGUUUGUGACAUCAGAGGCUGAGGAGGAGGUGGAGGCGGGGCCUAGCAGUGACAUCACAGCAUUGUUGCUAUGGCAUCACCAUGGUUACCGGAGAGUCGGCAUGUUCUUGUGUGUGUAUGGAGUCAUCAUCUUCACCACAGCAUUUCUAUUGGCUUACGCCGCGUUCAGUGGGCGGUACCACUGCUCCCAGGUGGGGGGCCAGGGGGAGGAUGAUGAGCAGUCAGGGGGCGGGGCUAAACCACCUGCAGAGGUUGGGGCGGGGCUGUACCUGGGAGAGCUGAGAGCGAUGAUGAAGAGGCUGCUGCAGGAGGAAGAAAUCCACAACACAGUCAGUCGCGUCAGCAGAGCGAGUCAUCCUCCGGGUUCCUCAGAGGGAACCGCUCUGGCCUCGGAGAUCCUGCGGCGCUUCAGACAGCUGCAGAUGGAUCACACCUGGACUGAGUCGCUGUACGCCACGCUGCAGUUCCCCCACAGGUCUCAGAGGAGCUCUCUGUUCCUGGUGGACUCUGCAGGACUGAUGUCAGAACAGAUUCCCCUGAACCCGUCCGACUACUGUCCUUACAGCGCCACAGGGAGUACCACGGGGGGCGUGGUCUACGCCAACUACGGCCGUCUGGAGGAUUUUAAUUGGCUGAAGAGUGUAGGCGUGUCUGUGGUUGGCUGUGUGGUGGUGAUGCGUGUCGGGGGUGGGGUCAGUUUCGCUGAGAAGGUCUGGUUGGCUGAGAGGAAUGGGGCGGGCGGAGCUUUGAUCUAUCCCGACCCCGCCGACCUGCCGCAAGACCCCCGACGUCUGGGACUGAACACACACACCGCCGUGUCCGAACACGUCCACCUGGGGUCAGGUGACCCCUUCAGCCCCGGCUUUCCCUCAUUCAAUCACACUCAGUUCCCGCCCAUCCAGUCCUCCGGCCUGCCACUCAUCCCAGCCCUGCCAAUCAGUGCCACUGUAGCCGCCAAGCUGCUCAGCCAGCUGACAGGGGCGUCCUGUCCUUCGUCAUGGCGUGGUCGGCUGCCGUAUGUACGCUGUGUGGUCGGUCCGGAGUUCACCUCCAAACGCAGAGUCAAGAUGUCGGUCCACAACGUGAUGACGCCCGUGCUGCUCAACAACAUCUUCUCGUCCCUGGAGAGCCGGGUGGAGCCAGACCAGUACAUCAUCCUCGGAGCCCAGAGGGACUCGUUGGGUCCAGGAGCCGUGAAGUCUGGAGUUGGAACGGCGAUCCUCCUGGAGCUGGCUCGAACUUUCUCUGCCAUGGUGAAGAACGGCUUCAGUCCCAGACGCAGUUUGCUGUUUGUCAGCUGGGACGCUGGAGAUUUUGGGAAUGUUGGAGCUACUGAGUGGCUGGAGGGCUAUCUGUCCAUGCUCCACCUGAAGGCUGUAGCCUACUUCAGUCUGGACCAGGCUGUCAUGGGUGAUGAUGUCCUGUCUGCCUACACCAGUCCUCUGCUGGUCGACCUGCUGGACGCUGCCAUCAGACAGGUGGAGCAUCCCAAACAUGCGGGUCAGACCAUCUUCAGCCAGGCUGAGAGAGAGGGGGGCAGCUGGAGGAUCAUGAAGCCGCUGUAUCUGAACAGUGGCGCCUACAGUUUCACGGCGUUCGCUGGAGUUCCAGCUGUGGAGCUCAGAUUUACUGAGGAGCGAGCGUACCCAUUUGUCAACACGCCGUCGGACGGCGUCUCCCGCCUACAGGAAGUGCUGGGGGGUCGUCUGGGGGUCACGGGGCGGAGCUUAGGGGAGCUGGUGGGGGAGAUGGUGCUGCGAUUGGCCCACGACCACAUCCUGCCGCUACGCAUCACUUCCUACGCCCAGACGGUGCUGCAGUUCAGCGCUCAGCUCAACAAACACGCCGCUGAGCUGCAGUCCAGAGGUUUGUCUCCUCAGUGGGUUUUCAGUGCCAGAGGAGAUUACAGCCGAGCAGCCGAGACGCUGCAGAGAGCCAUCGACUACAGCGACCUGCACGACCCGGCCACCGCUCGCUUCUACAACACUCGCAUCAUGAGGGUGGAAUAUUACUUCCUGUCUCAGUAUGUGUCGGCAGUGGAGACGCCAUUCCGUCACGUGAUCCACGGCCGCGGCGACCACACUCUGAGCGCGCUCAGUGAGCAUCUGACUCUGCUGACCUCCGACCCUGAACGCUUCGACGAGAAACGCUUCAGACGACAGCUCGCCUUCUUCACCUGGACGCUGCAGGGAGCCGCCAACGCCCUGAACGGAGACGUUUGGAGCGUACACAACACGCACACAUAGAUGAUACACACCUGAAUCACACCUGUACACACUGAUACACACCUGAAUCACACCUGUACACACUGAUACACACCUGAAUCACACCUGUACAC
This is a messenger RNA of Chelmon rostratus (copperband butterflyfish), 2429 nucleotides long. It is a transcript of the gene tfr2, whose product is annotated as transferrin receptor 2. Gene Ontology annotation, biological process: endocytic iron import into cell. The record is from RefSeq and is a predicted model, not a curated record. The coding region runs from base 1 to 2337 and encodes 778 amino acids. Gene Ontology annotation, cellular component: external side of plasma membrane. The transcript has 17 exons. Lineage: Eukaryota; Metazoa; Chordata; Actinopteri; Chaetodontiformes; Chaetodontidae.